This is a messenger RNA of Dermacentor silvarum, 935 nucleotides long. RefSeq lists its product as uncharacterized. The record is from RefSeq and is a predicted model, not a curated record. Lineage: Eukaryota; Metazoa; Arthropoda; Arachnida; Ixodida; Ixodidae. The transcript has 5 exons. Bases 159 to 866 code for a protein of 235 amino acids.
AGGCUUAUUGCAAGAGCUUGCACGUUCAGGAUGCCGACAGCUGAAAUCGCAAUCGCCCGCUACCGUGACCACAUACAUAAACUGGCCGGUCUUCGCCGACGACGGAGCGUCGUUUUGAGAGGCUAGCGGGUUAUAUUUGCAGGUAGCGCCAAUCGAAAAUGGUCGGACGACGUGUUGUGAUCAGCUUUCUUCUUGUGGCCUUCGUCGCACAGGGCUCGGCUGCUCCCACGGAUGAUGAGUGCGACAUCCACGCUUUGGACAAUUGCGCCGCUGACCUGUUCGUGUUCUCCACCAGGAAUACACUUCCGGAAACCGAAAGUGACCUGGCAACAUUCUGCAAGCUUCAAUUAGAUGCGGUGGCCUGCGGCCGCGCCUACAUCGAGAAGUGCACUAGUGGCCCGGCUCGAGGUUGGAGCGACAUCUUCCUGGACAACGUCAAAGGAGAGAUCGAGAAACGCUGCAAAACGUCGUUCCGGUACCACAAUGAGUCAAUAAAACAUGCGCCUUGCCUGAAUAAGGUGGGCUCUUUGUUAAACACCUGCAUGAAGAACACCAUCGUUGACCUGGACGUUGCCUCGCGGUUGCCGCAGGAACAUCGGAUUGCCGGCGCUUGCUGCAAGUACAACAAGCUGGCCCGGUGCGUGCGCAAGGCGGUGGAGCCCACAUGCCCGACGGAGGCGCUCGUGUUCAUCGAGGACGUGCUGAGUCGCUACGACUUUUACCUGCUGGGUGACGUGUGCGCGAGUUACGGGCCGGGCGACAAGUGCAACGGCAUCCAGUACGACGACAAACCCGGCGACGCCAGCCUGCGCUCCGUGCUCACGCCGCUCAUCAGAAUUUUCGCUGCUCUGUAUGUUUACCGCUGACUGCGCGUUGCAUCUGCGACCAGAAUGGAGGUGAAUAAAUCGAACUCAUCGUCGUGAACAAUGACGCCG